GCUUCCUGAGACCCAGUCGCGGGUUGCUCGGCGCGCCAUCUCGUCUUUGCAUGUUCCCUUUGACAACGAGAGUCAAGUAGUUACAAGUCUUCAACCCGCCCGGAGGAGGGUUACAACGUGUCCACACGCAACGGUGUACAUGAUGGCUCGCUCCGCGCUGCCCGUCUUCCCGCUCGUCGUCUUCGGCGUCCUGGAGCCUGCUCUGCUCAUCUGGGCAUACCUUGCCGGCAUGCGGGACCCCCACAGCUACUUCGCUGCGCAGAUCCCUGGUGCCAGCGUGUCCACGACCGACUUCUCGCCGCAGGCGCUGGGCGUCACGCUGCAGCUGCUCAACGUGCUGCUGCUGCUCGCUCCGGUGGCUGUCGUGUGCAGCUUCUCGCGCGAUCCCGCGACCGUCAAGGGCUAUCUCUUUGCGGUAGCCCUCGCCGAUUACGGGCAUGUCUACGCGACCUACCGUGCCCUUGGAGUUGACGCGUUUCUAGAACCGUCCCAGUGGAACGAUAUGGUUUGGGGCGCUGUGGCGGCCAGCGGGGUGCUGAAUGUCUUGCGCUGGUUGACGCUGUUGGGCGUGUUUGGACCGGUCACGGUGCGUGCCGCAGGGGAGGGCAAGCCAAAGCGGAACUAAGGGUGAAGGCGGUGGUGUCUGAACGCCGUCUUCUCUAAGCUGAUCUUGGUUGCACAUUGUCGAAAAAUGUACUGUAGGGGAACCUUUGUCGAGGAACCACAGUUCGACGGAACAGGCCGUUGGCCCGACGGCGGUGUGUGACCGUGGCCAGCAUCUCAGUUGGAACGUUCAGGAGGACCUCAAGUGGCCUGUUGCCCUGCGACGCCAUUUGCAAUCCCCCAACCCCCCACCACCGGUAGACUCAACUUCCAAGGCGCUACAGGUCUGCUUAGCUGACUGUGAUAUGCUAUUCGCGACAAAUUGUUGCGGGCUCGACCACGGGGGAGCCAGAAAACGGUUGUCGCUCGGACAGAACUCCCUG
Thermothielavioides terrestris NRRL 8126 is the source of this 986-nucleotide messenger RNA. RefSeq lists its product as uncharacterized. The coding region runs from base 140 to 625 and encodes 161 amino acids. The transcript is spliced from 2 exons. The record is from RefSeq and is a predicted model, not a curated record. NCBI's taxonomy places the organism in Eukaryota, Fungi, Ascomycota, Sordariomycetes, Sordariales, Chaetomiaceae.